ACUCUCUCUCCCCGUGUCGCUGGGCUGCUGUGCUCAGCACUCCAUUGAGGGGAACCGUUUGAGAGGACACAACCUUCAACAUGAGUAAGCUACAAAGUGAUGCUGUCCGAGAGGCCAUUUCCCAGAUUGUUGGUGAAGCAAAGGAGAAAAAUCGUAACUUCACUGAGACCAUUGAGCUCCAGAUUGGGUUGAAGAAUUAUGAUCCCCAGAAAGACAAGCGUUUCAGUGGUUCUGUGAAAUUGCCACACAUUCCUCAUCCCAAGAUGAAGGUUUGCCUGCUUGGGGAUGCUCAACAUGUGGAAGAGAAUUAUGAUCCCCAGAAAGACAAGCGUUUCAGUGGUUCUGUGAAAUUGCCACACAUUCCUCGUCCCAAGAUGAAGGUUUGCAUGCUUGGGGAUGCUCAACAUGUGGAAGAGGAAUCCUUGGAGUCAAAAGUUAAUGAAACAAAAGCUACUGUGAAGUUUCAACUUAAGAAGUUCUUUGUAUGGGUGUUGCUGUGGGAAACUGUAGCAUGGAAGAGAAACAGAUAUUCCAGAAUGUUCAGAUGA
Molecule: messenger RNA, 548 nt
Organism: Ilex paraguariensis (yerba mate)
Lineage: Eukaryota; Viridiplantae; Streptophyta; Magnoliopsida; Aquifoliales; Aquifoliaceae
Source: the annotation of a GenBank genome assembly